GUCCUUCGUGACAGACGUAUCCUAGCUUCCUCUUUUUCCCGGGUUUCCUCUACAUACAGCUAUCGACUUCCUGUGUGACCAAUUAGCUUUGAAAUACCGUUCCACGGUUUACCACUCGUAAGCGACCACCAGUUGGAUUGUGUCAGCUGCUCCAAAGCUCAUCGACCACAGCUACCAUGCCCAAUAAUGGGUGCUUCUGAUUGAUUGGUUUGACGAUCUACUGUGAAGUGAUUUUCGGUGGCGGUGAUUUAUGCAGUGUGUGCAACUUGUGUACGCAUAAGCAGUGUGGCCAUGUAAAAUGUAGUGCGUCAUCGAAGCGUGAAGAAGCAUUCUGUGUUCCGGUUCGGUACAUUAACUGUGAGCUGUGCAAGGAAAUGAAAUCACAAUGCAAGCAAUUGAAGCACUUUAAUUUAAUACCUACCCAAGGGACGAUCGCAACACCAAGGCUAGGAUGCGGAAAAGACCAACACGCUAACACUGUUACGUGUCCUACCAUACACCACCAUACCGCCACAAACAGGACACGACGUGGACACGUUAAAACGAACCUUUAAGUGAACCAUUCUUGCCCAUCCCCUAUGUCGAGUCCGUGUCUGAGCCUCCCUUCCAAAAUCGACCACCAAUAAAUAGCGGUCAACGGUACGAGCAAAACAAACGCACCGAAAGAAGAAAAAAAAGACAUCCACCCACCCAAAAAAGGGCAUUGCCUAGCGCGGCACGACCGAUCAUCACGGCACGGCAAACACAAACAUGGACAACCUAACGGCCGAGCUGUCAAACUUCACCGCCAGCCCGCCGACGGAUGGUUUCGUGGGUCCGGUGACAGCCGGCCAGCUGGCUGGCGCCGUCAUGUCAACGCUGCUGGUCCAGCUCGUUACGGCAGCAACAAGUAGUGCCCGGACACCACCAACACCACCGACUACGGACGACCGCGACUACCAUUACUACGACCCGAAACCAACAACGGCGUCAGUCUCCCCGGCCGGGCUGGUGGAAGCGAACGGGACCGAGCCUAAUUUAUGGUUCGUAACCUCGUUAGCCCUCUCCUCACGCUCGCAGCAGCAUCAGCAACAACAGCAACAGCAUCAACAACAGCUCCAACAGCAGCUGCACCACUCGACCACGGGGAACAGCGGUGGGACGGAUGGCAGCGGCGGCGGUACCGGAGAGGUAUCGCCCGUAACACUCUCAACGGAAUGGCCCCGUCUCGCCCGGCUGCUACUGCUCGCCUGUCUCUCGGUUGUCGGCAGCAUCGGCAACGUCUUCAUGAUAUCGUCCGUUAUGAUAGAGGACCAUCUGAAGAAAGCAGGCAAUGCAUUCAUAGUGAACAUAGCGCUCGCAGAUUUACUUAUCACUAGUGUAGUGAUGCCAGCGUCCACCAUCGUCCUACUGGCUGGUAUCGAUAAUUCCGACACGGAAGUAUGCCAAUUUCACUGGUUCUUAGCUGCUUGCUCGUUUUUGGUUAGCAUUUUAACAUUAGCCAUGAUGGCGGUUGAGAACUACCUGCGGCUGUGCACGUUCCAGAACGAGCGCGGUUGGUUCAACAAGACCAACACGACCGCAAUCCUGCUGCUGAUCUGGGCGGUGGCCUGCAUCUCGUCGGGCAUGCAGUUCGUGUACGACAUCCGGUUCGACUACUGCAACUGGCGCGUCCACCAGGCAAUUCCGCACGAAGCUGGUGUGGUCGGGCUGAUCGUGCUGCUGCCACUGCUGCUCACCUUAAUCACACACAUUCGCAUCAUCGUGGACGUGAAGCGUACGAUGGCACUGCCGAACUUUAAACCGAGCCUCGCCUACACCUGGGACCUGUCGCUGGCACGGACAAACUUCUACAGCUUCCUGAUCUUCGUCGUCUUUUGGCUACCGUUCUGCAUCAUCUUCGCCUACGGUACGGCACGGUUCGUCUCGAACCGUGUCUUCUACACGACCGUCUGGAUCGGGUUAUCGAAAUCCUGCUUUCACAACGUUAUCUACUGUCUGACCAAUCGCCACUUCCGGAGCGCCUACAUCAGCCUGUUCAACUACUGCUGCUGCAAGACGACGGUGGCCGUCUCGAGACGUCAGCGGGCGGAUGGCAAUCGGCCCACGGCGGACGUGCGCGUCCACAUCAUACCAGGGUACAACAUGUACUCGUACACUAGCCCGCAACGGUCCGGCAACUGCCAUGGACACUGGGGAAAGCGCGACUGUCAUGAGUUAUGAUCGGAAACGUAGCUAAAUUAAUCGAACCGCACCGCUCCGUCCCACAGUGCGAGCUGCGCGGGUCGAUUAAUUUAAAACGACCAACACGUACCGGUGAUCCCGUUCACUGUGGGUUCACAAUUUUCGUUCCAUUUCGUGCGUGCAUACUGGCCGGGUUUUUGCUCGAUUCAAGGAUUACUUUAGUACGGGUGACUGGAACGCGUGAGACCAUCGGCAGCUGUGCUGAUGGGCGGUUACUUUCUUAUCGCUUCUCAGCCCCCGAUAGGGUUUGGAAUAAACCCGUAUAGAGAGAUCAGUAGUUUUUGGAAAGAUGGGUGGAGACAGACGAUUUAACGUACGGAUUUUCCACACCAUCCACAGCUGGCUACACUCACACGUGCUUUCGUAGCAAAACUAUUAUUAUGUAUUAUCCGAUGCCGUAGUGUUUGGGACGUCGUGUCCUUUACUUUAAGAUUAUUAACUGCUAAUACUUUAGUUUCGAUCGGAAACAGAGAUUUCCUCACUUUAAACAAAUAGAAAGUUGACCUUCGAAAAUUCAUCCAAAUUAUUUUGUAAACAUCCUUCUGAAUCUACAGCGAAAGAGAUUACCAAAUGAGAAACAAUAUAAAAAAACAUUCUUCAUAUUAUUUAUCAUACACGCCAAGCGCUAUAUCAUACACGAUGAGGGCCUAAUCCUUACGGGCAUAGUCACAAUGUCCAAUGAAUGCUUAUCUAUUGCUCACAGAAAUAAAUAUACAAUUUAUUUUUGCUGCAUCUGUUAUACUUAGACAUUGCAAGUACAGCUACUAUAAGCAUAAAUCUACUACCAGAACUACUACUACUACUACUACUACUACUACUACUACUACCACCAGUACUAUCCUUAAAUGUUCCUUCUUAUAAAAAGCUUGUUACAUAAAUGUGCUAAUAAUUGCUGUUUUGUGUUGACUAUUUAUUCUUAUUGUUCUGACCAGCAAAUAUGUAGUCACAAAAGACAAACUAUACACCUAGUGUUGUGCAAGUGGAAUGCAUUUGUUUAACACAACAACUACAAAAAAGCUAAGGAAUGAAAACAUCAUGUUAACCACGCUCGUAUAGUAAAUGGACAGCACGUUGGAAAAGAGAGCACACAAAUUAAAGCAAAUAAACGUACACUUAUCAUAAUCCGAUUUAGAUGGUACGUCGUCUACGUUCUGCGGUUUGGGGCUGUGGAACGAACCCCCAUAGACUUGAUGUAUAAUCGUGACUGUAUGUUAGGUUACCAAUAACCGGGCGACAUUCUCCACAAUAUGUCCCGCAUCAUGUGCCCACCCCCUCACUCUACCAUUGAAUUGGAAGGAACCGAUAAGUAGAAGGAAUUGUGCUAUUUAACAGACACACACACACACGAAAGGGAAAGCGUGCACCUGACUGAAAAGUGUAAUGCAGACCAAGAGUUUAGCACGUUUGAUAGAAGUACAAUGAACAAUGCAACACGCCCACGACAGUUAGCUGCAUAAUGUUCUGGAGCAGUUUUUAACAAUUUAAAAUGAAAAGAGAAAAAAAGAAACAUAAUCCGCUUAGUAGAAAUUGGAAAGCACAAAAAAAACAACUUGUAACCGACCAGAGGGCACACACGUGGGGAGGGUGUGGGAAAGAAAAGCAUACAAUAAACUAUACAAAACGUGAUUUGCGUCCCCGGGUGCUGGAUGAAGAUACAGCAUGUGAGUGGCAAGUGUGUAGUAGCUUUUUAUUUUGCUGUACCGGAGCUAGUGCACUCGAUCACUACCAAAGACUACUACUUUGCACGAAGCUGAUAGUAAUGUUCGGGGGGCAUCUAGAGGGCAGCAGGUAAAAAAUAGGGGAGAACUCACUAUUUUAAAAUGCAUAUACACAGUUAUAAGCGUAUUUUUUUGUAUAUACAUACUAUAUACAGUAUACACUAUACACAUUGAUGGAAGUAUAUUUGUAGGUCGCUGGCAAAGCGUUUACUCGUAGUAGAACCAACCAGAGGAAGAUUAACAAAAACACCGUGUGAUUGUUAAACUGUAACUUAAAUAGAUAUUGAAUAUUGGAGCAUUUUUGUGAGGCAGUGCAUGAACAAAACCCGAAGCUGUAACAAUGAAACUUAAAUAUCAAACUGGUGGCCCACGGUCCGUCGUUUCUAAAGCGAAAGAUUCUAAUAUAAUAAGUGGGUAUACCGGUGCAGAGUUGAAAUGGCAAAAUUGAGCAGAGGAAGAAAGCAGAAAAAUACACACACAAACACAGAAACCCAAAGGCAGAAUGAACCCAGGCAUGCAUCCUUGUGGAUGGAAAACCAAUACGAUUCUAUGGGAACAAUAGAAAUCAACUGCUAGGCGAGAGCGUAUGGGUGCACUGUGCUUCAAUAAUGCAACACAGUUCCCGAACGAUGGUGGACCAACAUUGCAUUUUAUUUUUUUCUUUUCAUUUUGUUUUAUUUGUCGUUGAAUUUUCUUCCUACGAUUGCGUUCCGUUCGAUGACUAACAUGCAUGCAAACAGUCAAAGUCAUUCGAAAGAAUACUACGAAAAGGAAGCAGGCCGUAGUUGGAAGGAACUGUACAAAGAACUUUCUUAUCCAUGUCCUUAUCGUCCCUUUGUCCUUUUGAUCACCAUCGUUCCUGUUCAUGUGACUGUGUCGUUAACGAUGUUUGCGAAUGGAAAGAAAAAACGCAUUACACACUAUGUCUUCUCCUUGCCGAUAGCUCUAGAUCGAAAGCAUGGAAGAACUAGUUCCUUUUGGUUACGUUUAAUUUCCUUUUACAAAAAAAUGAUCCACCAUCGACCUUGGGUAGAGACCGGUGAAUAACUGUCCGUAUGUGUGUAUAUGCAUGUCUUUAUGUAUGUAUGUCCGUGUUUUCCGCAGUUUUAAAUUGCCAUUCUCGACACACAUGAAUAGCUGUGAUGAUGAUAUAGCGUUUAAAUAGUCAUAACCGAACGAACGAUGAUUCAGAUACCGGCCGCACGGUUUGAAUGAUAGGCCACCCAAAAACGCGUACUUACGUCCGAAGGCAAAUACCUCCUGCGGGAUGCCAGAGCUUGUCUGUGAGACGAAGUAGAUAAUUUUAACUGGCAUGAAAAGGAACGGACACACUCACGAAAAUACAUCCCAGAAGGAUGUGUGUUUUUCGGUGUGUAAUGAGUAAAUGUGUAGACUGUGUUUUAAUGGAUUAACUACCCACAGUGGGACCUUGCAAGUGUCUCGUAUCGGGCGGCGAGUCCGUGCGAAUAAAACUAUCACCAAUACAAUAUUCAUUGAACGGAAUGCACCACACGUGCGCCCGUCGUAUCUUGUUAAUCAAUCCCGAUGUAAUAAACCCGUUCCAAGCGGAGCGGCUACUGAUGUAUAA
Messenger RNA from Anopheles funestus (African malaria mosquito), 5529 nucleotides. RefSeq names its product melatonin receptor type 1B-A-like. Bases 751 to 2202 code for a protein of 483 amino acids. Gene Ontology annotation, biological process: G protein-coupled receptor signaling pathway. The transcript has 4 exons. The record is from RefSeq and is a predicted model, not a curated record. Gene Ontology annotation, cellular component: membrane. Gene Ontology annotation, molecular function: G protein-coupled receptor activity; peptide binding. Lineage: Eukaryota; Metazoa; Arthropoda; Insecta; Diptera; Culicidae.